Molecule: messenger RNA, 1251 nt
Organism: Gracilinanus agilis (Agile Gracile Mouse Opossum)
Lineage: Eukaryota; Metazoa; Chordata; Mammalia; Didelphimorphia; Didelphidae
Gene: SLC25A14
Product: solute carrier family 25 member 14
Exons: 8
Coding region: 81-800 (239 amino acids)
Biological process (GO): mitochondrial transport
Cellular component (GO): mitochondrial membrane
Source: RefSeq, a predicted model, not a curated record
CAGUGGAUCUUACCAAAACACGCCUUCAGGUUCAAGGCCAAACCAUCGAUGCUCGCUUUAAAGAGAUAAAAUAUAAAGGAAUGUUCCAUGCCUUAUUCCGGAUCUAUAAAGAAGAAGGUAUCCUAGCCCUGUAUUCUGGAAUUGCUCCUGCUUUACUAAGACAGGCAUCCUAUGGCACCAUUAAGAUCGGCAUAUAUCAAAGCUUGAAGCGUUUGUUUGUAGAUCGUUUAGAAGAUGAAACCCUCCUAAUUAAUAUGAUCUGUGGGGUGGUGUCUGGAGUGAUAUCGUCCACUAUAGCCAAUCCCACGGAUGUAUUAAAGAUUCGAAUGCAGGCUCAAGGAAGCUUGUUCCAAGGGGGCAUGAUUGGCAGCUUCAUCGAUAUAUACCAGCAGGAAGGCACAAGAGGCCUAUGGAGGGGUGUGGUACCGACCGCUCAGCGUGCUGCCAUCGUUGUGGGAGUGGAGCUACCGGUCUAUGAUAUUACCAAAAAGCACUUAAUAUUAUCGGGGCUGCUGGGAGACACAAUCUUUACCCACUUUGUUUCUAGCUUUUCCUGUGGCUUGGCUGGAGCUCUUGCUUCCAACCCAGUGGAUGUGGUGCGAACCCGCAUGAUGAACCAGAGGGCCAUCGUGGGCAAUGUGGAACUGUACAAGGGCACUUUGGAUGGACUACUGAAGACUUGGAAGACUGAGGGCUUCUUUGCCCUGUAUAAGGGAUUUUGGCCAAAUUGGCUCCGCCUGGGCCCCUGGAACAUUAUUUUUUUUAUUACCUAUGAGCAGCUUAAGAGGCUUUCCUUCUAAAGGCAAGUGAGGCUGUUCACAGAGGCUCGGAUUUGUGUGAGCACAGUGCUGCCACCCCUCUCCCAUCAUUUUCUCCUGCUCCCUGUGUCUUGGUGCACUUUUGACCAGAACCUAUGUACCUGCUGAGCACGUGGUUCCUGAAGGCAUCCUGGACGAAGAUGACCUGGAUGGUGCAAAGGAUUUGGAGUUGUGUUCUGUGUUUGUGUUUUCAUGUGGUUGGCUUUUUCCAUGAAGUGAUGUGUCAAAAGUGAGACUCUCUGGCCCCAGACUGGUAUCUUCUGUGAAGAUGGAUGCUAACAGGUGAUCUCAAAAUUGAUCUUCCUCCCAAGUUGGGUCCAAAUGCAGUUAGGUAGCCCCUGCCUUUGGGGAGAGCAGAAAGCAGAGGCCAGGGCAGUUCCUGCUGUUGUAGUCUUACAGAUCUUGUUUCUCAUUAAAGUAUUUAUUGACAGGA